AUGUCCAGAGAGUCGAGAGCGCAUCAACGUGAUGAUUCGAGAAUUCGAGUCGCCCGAAUGUAUCUGUCUGUAGCCCUUGGUGCACUGCUCAAGCCGUUCUCUGCUGCCAUCGAAUUCCCCGACCUCGAUCUGGCAGCCCAUCGCCAACAAUGGCUACAACUCUUUGGUCGAGAUGACCUGGUUUCAACUAUAUCUAGCAGCAAGCAUGCACCCGUCCCUACCGUGAGGAUGCGAGGAACAUGCACUCUCCCCUAUUAG
Molecule: messenger RNA, 258 nt
Organism: Suillus plorans
Lineage: Eukaryota; Fungi; Basidiomycota; Agaricomycetes; Boletales; Suillaceae
Exons: 3
Coding region: 1-258 (85 amino acids)
Source: RefSeq, a predicted model, not a curated record